AUGACAAGCUUAGGAAAACAGCUAAGUGCUUUCAAAGUGAUUAUUCAGAAGUCAACUAUAAGUGUCGUUUGCCCUCAAUGCCUGCAAGGGUUUCCCCGUCCCGAUGUCCUCUACCGUCACUUUAAGACCGAGAAAGACAACAUCCAUAGGGGUCUCAGCAUGCGAAAGUCCGAUUUUAGACAGUUCCUCACCUGCUAUCAGGAGGCUCUGGGAGCCUCAAUCUCUGCCGAAAAGCUACGUUAUGGUUCCAAGUGCUUUGAGGUUAGGUUUGUGGUUGAACAUCAUGCCAAUGAUGCCGAAAAAGUUCAAAUGAACAGUUCCUCUCAGUCAUCCGAGGUAUAUGAAACCGGUUUGCCCUCUGAAGCAUGA
Molecule: messenger RNA, 369 nt
Organism: Aspergillus uvarum CBS 121591
Lineage: Eukaryota; Fungi; Ascomycota; Eurotiomycetes; Eurotiales; Aspergillaceae
Exons: 2
Coding region: 1-369 (122 amino acids)
Source: RefSeq, a predicted model, not a curated record